Rhincodon typus (whale shark) is the source of this 2680-nucleotide messenger RNA. RefSeq lists its product as uncharacterized. Bases 298 to 2556 code for a protein of 752 amino acids. NCBI's taxonomy places the organism in Eukaryota, Metazoa, Chordata, Chondrichthyes, Orectolobiformes, Rhincodontidae. The record is from RefSeq and is a predicted model, not a curated record. The transcript is spliced from 16 exons.
UCAUCGUUCAAUUCUCUCAAGUUGGGAAACUAAACUGAGUUUUGGAAUCCACAUGCAUUAGAAACAGAGUGGCAUCUGCCCAAAUUUAAUGCUAUAAAUCGGUUACAAAGGGACAGGGGUGAAGGAGGAAAAUAGAGAGAAAAUGAAUUUGUUUCUUCGGCCUAGGCCUGAUUUUAUUUUAGAGCGUUGGUUCCAUUACUUUGUGGCUGCUUGAUGCAAGUUAUUUUACUUUGUGCACUGACUGUGCAUUUAUAGUUCCAGCGUGCUUUGAUACGUCCUACUGGUCUGACAGAUGAGAUGGUGUCAAUAAUUGGCUCUCACUACACAGUCCCAGACAAACCUGGCUUCUUCAACUACCUUAACUUUUACAACGACAUUCAUGCCAGGAUUAAGACCUUGGAGACUGAUCACACUGGCAGACCACCCAUUCCCUAUGGCUACUGGCCACCUGAGAUACCCAAGUCAUCUGAGAUUCUUGAGGUAUUUGACAAACUCCGAAGAAUUGUAUUCCUGAGGGGGAUCCGAACUUCAGAGUUCUUCAAGGAUUAUGACAAACUGCGCAGUGGGCUUAUCACAGAAAGUCAGUUUAGGCGAGGUUUAUAUCUGACUUGUGGAAAGGAAGGCAUCUUAACAGAGCAAGACAUCCAAACACUUCUCAAGUGCUUUGGCACAGGAGAUGGCAAAGUGCGUUAUCGCGAUUUCUGUGAUGUGAUGGCACACGCAUAUAACGUUCCUCACCUGGAAAAAUAUCCCACAGCAGAGGUAUGCAGGCCACCAAGAGGCACUCUGUUCCAGCUUGGAGAAAAUCUAACAGACAAAGAAGAGAAACGGCUGGCUCAGGUGCUCAAAGAACUUUCUCAGCAAGUGGAGAAGCGACAACUCUUGGUGACUCCAUUCUUCAAAGAUUUUGAUAAGAAGGUUACAUACAGAAGACUCCUGACUAGGUCACAGUUUGAGAGGGGGCUGGAUUACCUGGGGCUGAGUGUGCUGCCAACAGAUUUCAACCUGCUGUGCAGAAAAUUUGAAGAUCCAACCACUGGAGAUGUAAACUAUGUUGCAUUUAGCCAGGCCAUUGACAAAGAAUAUACCGGAUUUACAGCAGAUUCCUUUGAACCUGAAACACCAGUAGAAGAACAGACACCUUUGAAGCUGGAAGAACAACAGCUUGGGUUCCUACCCCAGCGAAAGACAAAUGACAGCACUGUUAACGUGGAUGAAUUGCUUGCCCGGAUGCGCCACCAUGUUCUGGUCAACAGAGUCCGGACUGUGGAUUUCAUUGAGGACUUUGACACUUUGCACAGUGGACGGAUUCCCAUCCCAAUCUUCAGAAGAACCCUGAAUAUGAUCGGGUUCAGCCCUGAACUAAACGAUGCCCAAUUCAGAGCGUUGGUACAAUGUUAUGAAGAUCCCAAGAUGCCUGGCCAUGUCAUCUGGACUAACUUCACCAAAGACAUUGAUUCAGUGUUUACCAUCCCUGAACUAGAGAAGAAGCCCAAUGUCAAGGUCCCACCAUUGGAGACCUACCAGUUGCCCAAGGUUGGCACAGUGGAUGCAGACAUCUUGGAUCCCCCAGAGAGGGCUCAAUUCAAGUCAUUAGUUUGUCGCUUGAAAGAGCGAAUCAACCACAGGCAUCUCGAGACAUACCCAGUCUUUCGGGAUUUUGACAGAUAUAACAAUAACCAUGUAUUUCGGGCCCAGUUUCGCCGAUGCCUCACGAUGCUCAAUCUUCCUGCAACUGAGGAGGAGAUGGCCCUACUGGAGAAAGUUUACUGUGAUGAACUGGGCUUCGACUUUGUCAGGUUCCUGGAAGAGGUGGAUCCCCAUGAAAAGCCUGAGAAGAUGUAUAACAAACUAAUGAAUGAGAUUCAUCGGCUGAAUGAGUCAAAGAAAAACCUUGAACAGGGAGCCUUAUCUGACAUUAACUCCAUCUUGGAAAAGAUUAAAACCAAGACAUUCAGAAAGCCGGUGAAGAUUGGAGACCAUAUGAAGGACUUUGACAAACUGAAUAGUGGGCGUAUUUCAAAGAGUAACUUCAGGAGAGCCCUUGACUUGGAUGGGUUUGAGCUACAAUCUUCAGAGAUGGAAAUACUCGAGAAAGCGUACGAAUCAUGUAAGAUGCCAGACUACAUUGAUUAUAAGCUAUUCAUUGCUGAAAUUGAAUCUAUUUUCACACUCGAUCAUCUUGAGAAGUUUCCACGAGCAGAGGUAACCCAGUACAAGCCACCACCAGAUUGGACUUUGAACACUCUGACAACAGAGGAGAUCACUGCUUACCAGCAAGCUCUGGCAAGACUGGCAGAAAGGGUGAAGAAGAGGCAGCUCCAGCUCUUCCCGCCGUUUGAAGACUAUGACCGCCUCAACAUCGGCAGCGUCACGCAGUCUCAGUUCCACCGCGUGCUCGUGGGGCUGGACCUGGAAAACCUGCUGAGCAUGCGCGACAUCCGGGUGCUGUUCCACCGCUUCCGGGUUACCAUUGGCAACCGCCACGACGUCAACUACAUUGCGUUCUGCGACGCCGUGUACGACGCAGCCUGCAUGGACAAGAGGAAACCAUGAAUGCUGGACCUGGAGCGGCACCUCAAACUGUUCCCAGCAACCUUCACCCACCGUUCCUUACAACCACCCCGCCAUUUCCUGCAACCCCUCCACCGCUCCCCCACCUCCCUCUGUCCGUCCCCUC